Molecule: messenger RNA, 2826 nt
Organism: Mucor velutinosus
Lineage: Eukaryota; Fungi; Mucoromycota; Mucoromycetes; Mucorales; Mucoraceae
Exons: 9
Coding region: 1-2826 (941 amino acids)
Biological process (GO): regulation of protein catabolic process; proteasome-mediated ubiquitin-dependent protein catabolic process
Cellular component (GO): proteasome storage granule; nucleus; proteasome complex
Molecular function (GO): enzyme regulator activity
Source: RefSeq, a predicted model, not a curated record
AUGACAGCACUUACAUCUGCCAACGGCAUUAUCGCUUUACUCGAUGAAAAGCAACCUGAAUUGAAAGUUUAUGCUUUGCAACAAUUAAACUCUCUUGUUGAUGAAUUUUGGGCUGAGAUCUCUGAUUCCAUUGCAAAGAUUGAAAUCCUCUACGAAGAUGCCUCAUUCACGCAAAGAGAAUUAGCUGCUUUAGUUGCUUCCAAAGUCUAUUACAAUUUGGGUGAAUUAGAUGAUUCACUUACCUUUGCUCUUGGUGCAGGUCAAGCCUUUGACCUUUCAGAGUCUUCUGAAUACGUAACCACCAUUAUUUCUAAAUGUAUCGACAAGUACAUCCACCUCAGAUCCAGUUCAGAAACACCUGAGGAAAUCGAUCCUAGACUGCAAGACAUUGUAGAGAGAAUGUUCCAACGCUGUGCUGAGGAUUGCGAAUACGAACAAGCUAUCGGUAUUGCACUCGAGUCAAGACGCCUCGACGUUGUGAAAUCCAUCAUUCAAAAGGGCGAUGCCAGCAAACUCUUGUCGUACGUGCUCGAUGUGUGCAUGACACUGGUGCAAAACUUGGAGUUUCGUAACGAGGUCUUGAGAUUGCUCGUGGAUCUGUACAAAACAUUGGAGAACCCUGAUUACAUCUCCAUCAGCCAAUGUCUGGUGCACUUGAACGACUCCACUUCCUGCGCAGACAUGUUGAAAAGUUUGGUCGAUAAAAAGGACGAGUUGAUGGCUUAUCAAAUCUCUUUUGAUUUGGAGGAAAAUGCUACACAGGAAUUCCUGUCAAAGGUGUCUGCUGAAUUACCUGUUGAACCCGAGACUGAAAAGACCGAGGGCGCUGCUGCAGAGGAGGAGAAGCCUAAGCUCGAUACGCCUUACAAAAAGAUCAAGUCUAUCUUGUCUGGCGAAGAGUCCAUUCGUCUUCAUCUCGAAUUCUUGUAUCGCAACAACCACACUGAUUUAUUGAUCUUGAAGAACACAAAGAACGCUUUGGAAUCAAGAAACUCCAUCUACCAUUCUGCUGUCACCUUUGCUAACGCUUUUAUGCAAGCUGGUACCACCAGCGAUGAGUUCUUGCGCCAAAAUCUUGAUUGGUUGUCCAGAGCCACCAAUUGGUCCAAAUUCAGUGCCACUGCUGCUCUCGGUGUCAUUCACAAGGGUCAAUUGGCUCAAUCCAUGAAUCUGUUGGCUCCUUACUUACCUCAAGAAGGUGUCAGCGGCAACAGCUCCUAUUCUGAAGGCGGCUCAUUAUACGCAUUAGGUCUCAUCAACGCUAAUCACGGUGCUGAAGUUUUGAAUUUCCUCAAAAAGGCCUUGAAGGACACCUCUGACGAUGUGAUUCAACACGGUGCCUGUCUCGGUCUUGGUGUUGCUGGUAUGGCCACUGCCAACGAAGCCAUCUAUGAAGACCUCAAGAAUGUCCUGUAUGGUGAUAAUGCAGUGGGCGGUGAAGCUGCUGGUUUGUCCAUGGGUUUGAUCAUGCUGGGUACUGGUAACGAGGAGGCUGUUGAGGAUAUGCUCCAAUACGCUCACGAAACACAACACGAAAAGAUCAUUCGUGGUUUGGCUAUCGGUAUUCCUUUCAUCAUGUACGGUAAGGAGGAGUUAGCUGAUGAAUUGAUCAAGAAGAUGUUGGAAGACAAGGACCCUGUCAUUCGUUAUGGUGGUAUCUAUACUAUUGCUAUGGCUUACAGUGGCACUGGUAACAACAAGGCUAUCCGUCGUUUGCUUCAUGUGGCUGUCAGUGAUGUCAAUGAUGAUGUGCGUCGUGCUGCUGUCACUUCUCUUGGUUUUGUCUUAUUGCGCAACCCCAAGCAAGUGCCUCGCAUUGUCCAACUGUUGGCUGAAAGCUACAACCCUCAUGUCAGAUACGGUGCUACCCUUGCCUUGGGUAUCUCUUGUGCUGGUACUGGCUAUUUGGAUGCUCUCGAGCUUCUUGAACCCAUGACCAAGGAUCCCGUCGACUUUGUGCGCCAAGGUGCCUUCAUGUCGCAAGCUAUGAUUUUGAUCCAACAAACUGAAAACACAAAUCCCAAGGUAGCUGGUGUCCGCAAGCUCUAUGAAAAGAUCAUCAGCGACAAGCACGAAGAUCCCAUGGCCAAAUUCGGUGCUGUCCUUGCACAAGGUAUUCUUGAUGCAGGUGGAAGAAAUGUCACUAUUUCCCUGUUAUCUCGAACUGGACAUGCCAACAUGCCUGCCAUUGUUGGUAUGGCUGUCUUUACACAAUUCUGGUACUGGUACCCCUUAACACACAUGCUCAGUUUAGCGUUCACACCUACUGCCAUCAUUGGUCUCAAUAAGAAUCUCGAUACACCUCGAUUUGAAUUUGUAUCUAACGCCAAGGCAUCCUUGUUUGCCUAUCCUCCUGCUCUGAAGCCACCAUCCGCUACUGUUGUUGAGAAGGUUGCUACUGCCGUUUUAUCUACAACUGCCAAAGCCAAGGCCCGUGCAAAGAAGAUUGAAAAGGAAAAGGGAGAUCAAAUGGACAUUGAUGAAGAUAAGCCUGCAAGCUUGAAGGACGAAGAAAUGGCUGAAGAUGACAAGAAGGAAGAACAACGCAAACAAAAGAAAAAGAAGGAAGAGAGCUUUGAAAUCCUUGAGAAUAUGGCUCGUGUUGUUCCUGCACAACUCAAACACAUUGCAUUCAAGGAAGAUUCACGUUAUACACCUGUCAAGCAUCAAAAUGUUGGUGGUAUCAUCAUGCUAGUAGACAAUAAGCCUGACGAAGAAGAAGAUUUGAUUCAGCCUCGUGUUCCCUCUGGAGAUGCAUCAACAAGAAACGCAGCAGAGGAAGAGGCAGCACCUUUUGAGCCUUUCGAGUACCCAUUUGAAGAUUAA